Macrosteles quadrilineatus (aster leafhopper) is the source of this 2127-nucleotide messenger RNA. RefSeq names its product probable cytochrome P450 6a13. The transcript has 5 exons. Lineage: Eukaryota; Metazoa; Arthropoda; Insecta; Hemiptera; Cicadellidae. The record is from RefSeq and is a predicted model, not a curated record. The coding region runs from base 424 to 1995 and encodes 523 amino acids. Gene Ontology annotation, molecular function: monooxygenase activity; iron ion binding; heme binding.
CAGAUAAACCAAAGUAAUAGUAAUUACCCCAAUUAGUUUUCAAACACAACUGUCAAAGAUCGUGAAAUGUUAGAUUAGAUAACAAAACCAAGUGGAACACAAAUUCUCAUGAUUCAUUGUGGCAACAAGAGAUAGGUUAAACAAGACUGUGUUACUGUGUCUACAUCUACAGCAUAGUGUAAAGAUGGCUGAGGACUCAGAUAUAGUUGUGAAUGUUGUGUUUGUGUAAUGAUUGUGGAGGGGGGGGGGGGCUAAUCUAACAGUUAGUUUACCCAUAGAAAAGAAGAAGACUCAGUUUGUUGUGAAGGGUGGAAGCUAGAGGAAAAGAGAAAACCAAAUGUUUUGUUUAUUAUUAGACACUAAUGGGUGAAAGCUCACAAGAUAUCAAAUGUUUAUAGCAAUGUCUUCCUGAAGAAUCUGGAUAUGGGUGUGGUAUUGGAGAACACAAUUGUUGAGCUUCUCUACGUAAGUCUGCUAGUGUUCUGGAUCAUCUACUUGUACUUUGUCAAGGACUAUGGGUACUGGGAGGAGCGUCAUGUACCACACGUACCCCCUGUGUUCCCUCUCGGCUCCAUGUCAGACAUCGUGCUGGGGAGAGUCCACUGGGGCAUCGCUUACGACAAGAUUUACAAAGAGUACGCAAAUGAACGCUUCGUCGGUCUGAUAGACAUAAGGAAGCCGUGUCUGGUUGUGAGAGAUCCAGACCUGAUCAAGAGAAUAAUGGCGAGAGAUUUUAAUCAUUUCAUGGACCACAUGGUGAUUGAUAUUCAUCCCAACGAUUACUUAAUGAACCAUCUGUUCCACUUGAGGGGACAGGAGUGGAAGGAAAUGAGAGCUAAGCUGACGCCCGCGUACACUGCGGCUAAGAUGAAAAUGAUGUUUUUCUUGGUGAAACGAUGUAGCGAUGUGCUACGUGAAUUCCUGGAAAAAUCUACUCGUGAAAAUAACAAAUUGGACGUCAAAGAUAUUUUCUCCCGAUAUACGAUAGAUGUGAUCUCUUCUUGCGCCUUUGGUCUGGAUAUAAAUUGUCUUUCAAAUAAAGACUCUGAGUUUUAUAAAAUAGGACUUAGAGUGAUGAAAUUAGACUUUGAGAUGUUGCUGAAGCUUUUCAUAUAUAACUCGUUUCCCAUCCUCUCUAAAUUUCAUCUAUUUGAUUUUAUAGAUUCCAAAAUUACGCAUUUUCUAACAGAUGUGAUUCGCUCCACGAUCGAUUAUAGAGAAAAAAACAACAUCAACAGGUACGACUUCUUGGACUUGUUGAUCAAACUGAAGCAAAACCAGAGCAUUCUGGAGGAGGGCGAGAAGGAUGAUACUUACGACUUUGCAAGAUCAAGCAAGAAAGAGGGGAUGACAGUUGAAGAAAUAACAGCAGAGACAUUCCUGUUUUUUGCGGCUGGAUUUGAAACAACUUCAAACACCAUCACAUUCUGCCUCUAUGAGCUGGCCUGCAAUUACAAGAUACAGGAAAAGUUGCAUUGGGAAGUCGAGGAGGUGCUGGAAAGACACAACAAUGAAAUCUCUUAUCAAGCUUUGCAGGAAAUGACUUACAUGGAUCAAGUCAUCAAUGAGUCAAUGCGCCGCUACCCAGUAUUUCCUGUGAUAUUUCGACACUGUACAGAAAGGUAUAGAGUUCCAGAUUCAAAUCUGGUCAUAGAAAAAGACACAAAAAUAAUAAUACCUGCUUACUCACUUCAUCACGACCCAGAGUAUUUCCCAGAUCCUUACACGUUUGAUCCGGAGAGGUUCAGUGCAAAAAACUGUAAAACAAGGCAUCCUUUUGUCUUUCUUCCAUUUGGAGAUGGACCUCGAAUGUGCAUUGGAUUCAGAUUCGGUUUGAUGAAAGUGAAAACAGCUUUGGCAACAUUAUUACUCGACUAUGAGAUCAACAUUACCCCAGACACUGAAGUUCCGCUGACGUUCCGAAGUUCCUCUUUCACAACCUUGCCUUCAAAACCCCUCAUGCUAGUGUUCAACAGAAGAGACGAUAGGGUUUAGUACUGUGAUCUUUACAACUUCUGUUUGAAAAAGAUUAAAAUAUUUCCUAAGCCUUUUGGCUUACACAAUUGUUUGAAAAUCAAGAUUUAGAUUAACUUUACUUCAACUGAAUGUGGGAGAAAGAAAGAAUUU